Molecule: messenger RNA, 2096 nt
Organism: Salpingoeca rosetta
Lineage: Eukaryota; Choanoflagellata; Craspedida; Salpingoecidae
Exons: 3
Coding region: 112-1551 (479 amino acids)
Source: RefSeq, a predicted model, not a curated record
AGCGGAAUUCGAAGCAAGCAAAACCAACGAGAACUCACCACCACCACCACCCGCGCUCUCACCACCACCACUCUCGCACCGCAUUGCCUUUGGUUAGUUGCACCGCAGAGCAUGGCGGAUGAGGACAAGAGCCAACAUGACGUGGAGGAGCUGCGGAGACGAAUCGAGGCGCUGACGCGCGAAAACGAACGCUUGAAGCAGCAGAAACAACAUGAGAGCCACAACAACAACAGCAGCAGCAGCCUCCACAGUGGUGUUGGCGACAACGAUGAUCAGGUCGCUGUUGUUGAUGGCAUGCUGAGGAGCGACGGCGCAAACGGGCCCUACAAACAGCACUGGCGAGUGGAGGACGAGGACGAAGAUUUUUCCUCCGACCUUGCUGGUGUUGGGAAUGGCAAUGGCACAGGACGACCAUUGUCAAGAAGCAGCAGAUACAGCAGUCGACAGAGCAGCCGCAGCGCAUCGCGCCCUGGCUCGUCCCUCAACUCCAGCCGGCGUGGUCGCAUGAACGGGCGGGCACACAACCGCCGCCGCCGCUAUGACGACGAUGAUGGUGACGAUGCCGACGAAGACGGAUACCGCACACCAUCGCCAGACGCUGGCCUGGACGAUUCGGCGAUCCUUGACGCCGUCGACCCCAUUGACAUGGACGACGAAGACAACCUCGGCAACAGCGAAGACAACUGGCUGUACACGUCGCCCGCGCACUCGCGGCGGCGAAUGUCGUUUCUGUCGCCGAAGGACUGGCUGAGCAGCGAGCGGGCACGCGACCACUUCUUCGACGUUGUGGAGCGCAUCCCGCGCACGCUUCAGGGCACGAGCGACGAGGUGUGUCUGGAGGACAGCCCACUCAACCGGUCGUGGGACGGGCGCAGCCUUCGCCCCAUGCGCUCGCCAAUGCAGCCGCUGUCUCGCAGCUUCAACGCCGCCGGCCUGCGCGCCCUCUACAACAGCAACAACAACAGCAACAGCGGCAGCGGCAUCACCAGCACCAGCAGCACGAGCAGCAGCCCGACGAAGCUGCCGAUGGGGACCCGCCAGCCCGCGCUGUCUGUGUCCCCGGUGCGCGGGCCACGCAUGUCGUCGCCACACGCCCCCGUCUCAUCGCCACUCACACCAUCCUCCUCCACCGCACACGCGCACGCAUAUGCGAGCACAGCAGGCAGCUACCUGCCCUCGGCAGCAACAGCAGCAGCCGGCACAAACGCAGGCAGUGCAACAUCGACAACAAUGACGACGAUGAUGACGGGUGGCGACAGCGCGUCGUUGAGCGCGCGACCAGAGCGGUUAGCAACGCCGCCGCGGGAGGGGUACGUGCACGUGCCAGACCCAAAUCGCGUGCGGCGAAAACACGAGCGGGAGCACAUGGAGCGCGUACCCAUCACGGAGCGGCUGAAACUGCCGAUGGGCCGUGGAGGGUCACGCCCCCACAGCGCAGGGAGCGUGGAUGGAAGUGGAAGCAUCAGCAGCACUGGGGGGCAUGUGAGCGGCAGCAGUGCUGGUCGCCGCCGUGCUCGCCGUAUCUCUGCACAGUACACAUCGCAGCUGUAGUCCCAAUGAUGAUUGAUGAUGAUGAUGACGUCGUCGUCGUGUGCGUGUAUGUCUCUGUGUAUGUGUCUGUGUGUGUUUGUUUGUGUAUGUAUGUGUGGCUGUGUCUCUGUUUGUGUCUGUUUCUAUGCGUGUGUGUGUGUGUGUCUGUGUGUGUGUCUGUGUACGUGUGUGUUUAUUGCGAGGGAGGGGAGAAAAUGUGACGCACCUCAUGUUGCUGUUUCGGUUGGAGUUGAGCUGGUAUCAACAGGUGGUGUGCGCUGUCUGUGAGUGCUGACACACGCGUUUUGUUGGUGCUCUGUUGCCUGGGGUGUUUCCUCCCUCCUCCUCCUGCCCCCCCCCCUCUUCUUCUCCUUUCUUCUUCUUUAUUCAGCCCUUCGUUUCAUGCGGUUGUUGCAUCAUGUCACUCUUAUGUGUUGCCUCUCUGUCACUGGCAGCCUCGACCUGCUUCUUCUUCGUUCUUCUUCUUUUCGCUGCUUGCCUUGCACUGCCUCGUUGAAUCCUGUCCAUAACGUGUUUGUAUGUAUGUAUGUACGCACGGUUCCCUC